AUGGCGGAGGAGCCAGGUACCGAUCGAGAAGAAACUCAUUGGAAAAAGCGUGCCGCAAUUUUUUUGAAAAAGCCCAUCCACUCCCUCCCGACAGCCUUCUUCACCCAGGCGGCCCCUGACGCUGCUGCCCUGCCCCCGACCCCUCACUGCGCCACCGCCCCAUCCCACUGGCUAUGGGGGCCACCACACCCCACCGGCCCUGGGCGCUGCCCCACCUCGCCGGCCCCGCGCAUCGCCCCACCCUGCCGGCCCAUCGCGCCGCCCCACCUCGCCGGCCACGGGCGCCGCCACACCCCGCCGGCCUCGCAGGCCGCCCCACCCCACCGGCCCCGCGCGCUGCCCCGCCGCGCCGGCCACGGGCGCCGGCCCACGCCGCCGGCCCCGCGCGCCGCCUAG
Molecule: messenger RNA, 396 nt
Organism: Aegilops tauschii subsp. strangulata
Lineage: Eukaryota; Viridiplantae; Streptophyta; Magnoliopsida; Poales; Poaceae
Source: RefSeq, a predicted model, not a curated record